Molecule: messenger RNA, 2663 nt
Organism: Meriones unguiculatus (Mongolian gerbil)
Lineage: Eukaryota; Metazoa; Chordata; Mammalia; Rodentia; Muridae
Exons: 4
Coding region: 876-2093 (405 amino acids)
Source: RefSeq, a predicted model, not a curated record
UUUGUGAGCGGCGCCUUCCCUGGGCCGCCUGGCGCUCACCGCUGGGCAGGCAGCCAGCGCAGAAACGGCCUCAGGCCGCGCGCCCCAGCCCCGGCAGCUCAGCCUGGCCUGGGGCCGCGCUGGAGAGCCUACUGUGUGCAGCCUCUGAGCUCGAGCGCGACCUACUGUGUGCGGCCCUGAAGGAGUGCAAAGUGCAAAACAACCUACGGUGUGCAGCUCCUGAGGGCCAAAAAAAUUUACUCUGCAAAUCCUGAGCAGAUUCAGGGGCUGCUGAGUGUAGGUCCUUCAUGCUUCCAGAACCCACGGGGUUUAGCUCCUGGGUGUGAAUCCUUGCACAGCCCCCAAGCUCGUAGAGAGUUCAGAGUCUGGAUUCCUGCGGGGGGGGGACUGUGUGUACAGCCCGCUGAGCAUUGCAGAACCUACUGUGCGCAGCCCCUUCCCAGUGUGUGCAUUAACUGCCUGUGGCGUGUGACCCUGAGUGCGUGCGUGCCCGCGUGCCCACUGUCUGCACUUCAUUGCAUGUGCAGCCUACUAUGUGCAGCCGCCCGUGCCGCAGUCAGCUCCUGCUGUGUGCGUGCUCCGGCCCGCUCCACAGGGCACCCACAGCAGAAAGCAGACGCGUCCAGCUGGGAGCUCUGCGGGCUGCUGGGCACAGGGGAACCGGACAGCCACCGGCCGAGCCUCACACGUCAGAAAACAUCCCUGCGUGGGCCGGCGCUCACGCGGAAAAGCCCGCGUCUGCGCCACUGGAGAGGUCCUUGAGCGUGAGUGUCCCCUAGAGUCCAGGAAGCAUCCAAGAGCUCACCACAGGCUAGCCACCUUUUAUUUAUUUAUCCAUUGCAUCUUUAAAAAAUGUGCUCUGGGGUUCUGCCUGCAUGGCUGUCCGUAUGAGGGGGUCAGGUCCUGGAGUUACAGACAGUUGUGAGCUGCCAUGUGGGUGCUGGGAAUCAAGCCGGGACCCAGAUAACCGCGGAGCCACCACCUCUCCAGCCCCAGGGCCAGCCACCCUUGAGCUGAGGGGAAAUUUAAAAAUAAAAAUAGCCAGGACAGUCUCACACUCUGGGUCCUGCUGUGGGGGGAAGGCUCUACUUGAGUCUGGUUCUAAUACUGAGGGGUGCACUUUACUCUUGGAGGUGUGGCUGGGGAGAGGGUCCCCCCCCCAUGGGUCUGGGAGGUGGAUUCAGGUAUGCUGGGCUCUGGGUGGGGGUUGGGCCUCCAGGGUUCUUCCAGGAAGUGCCAAAGGCAGGUACAAGGGCAGGCAGUCUCCGUGGGCACUGUGCCAGUCCUUGGCUUCCCUGAAACUGGGCACAGCAGCUGGGAGAGGUUUCCGGGGCCUGCCCAGCCCCACCUGGCCUGGGGCACUCUCGGAGCUGGGCGGGGCUGGCAGGCAGGCAUCCAAGAGGCACAGGGCUCGGCCUGAGCAGGUCUGCACAGGAGAUGCAGAGGCCAGACUUGACUGUGUACACUUGAGGGGUCCCCGGGGUGGGGGCACUGGACCCUGCCUCAUACAGGUGAUGCCCACCCUCGCAUGUCUCCUCUGGCCGUGCAGUAAGGCAGCUGCGUGUUCCCAGGGCUUAUGCACACUUCCCAGGCAAGGACAUCUGUGUCUCUGGGAGAAACUCGUGGAUUCCCCGGCUCUGGGUGACUUAUUAGCCCUCGGUAAAUAUUUGUUUAAUGAACCGCUGCAGGAAUACGCAGACGUUUCAUUUGGUAAAUGUGCAGUAAUUGUGCGCCAGGCAGUUGUGCACGACAAACAAGGAGAGAAGCAACAACCUGGGAAGGAACAGUCUGAGCACAACACUCCAGAGCCGGACAGGGGUAUCCAGGCACCCUCAGAGGCCUCCUCGAGUUUCACAGUGGAGAAAUUGAAGCCCAGAGAAGGGAAGACAAGUGACCACACCGAGGUCGUCUCUGUCACCACCAAGGCUCUCCGCCAGCCCUCGGCCCCAGCCCCGGGGACUGGCCCUAAACGUCGGGAGAGACCCAGACAAGCUGCAGACGCGCUGGGAAUUGCGUUCAUCUUUCCAGCCAGCCGGCUCACCCUGCCGACCUUGAAGAACCCAGACUGGCCGCAAACUCACUGUAUAGCCUAGGAUGACCUUGAACUCCUAACCCUCAAGCCUCCAUUAUCCGUGUGCUGGCGUGACAGGUGCGUACCGGGCUCAGCAUGUGGGUGGUAAGGAGGAUGGCACUCAGAUUGGUUCCCCUGAGCCUUGGCUCGGGCCCCUCGGCCCCUCGGUCCCUCGGUCCCAGCACAACCUGCAGGUGCAGAGACCCUGAUCCCACCCACGCAUCUCACGCGGGAGCAUCGCCCACGGCGGUCUCUGAAAUGCCAGCAAACGAGCUUGCCUGCACGCCGCAUGCGGGCAUCGGGGCGGCAGGGUACCGGGCCGGCGGCGAGUGCAGGGCGAAGCCACGCCCCGGCCUGGGCCACGCCCACCGCGCCGGAGCCGGAAGCCCUGCGCCCGCGUCACGGAUUUCCACCGGGAUUCCCUGGCCCAGACCGCCCGUGACGGUGGCGCCGGCCUGCGUGGGCCACGCUGGAGCCGGGCUCGGGUGACAUCAGCCCCACGAUCUGCGCAGGCCGAGCCCAUGGACCAAGACACGAGAUGUGUCCGCGGGUUUGCUCCUGUGUGUUUGAGAGUCCCCCCUCCCCCCUCCCC